Lactuca virosa is the source of this 408-nucleotide messenger RNA. The record is from the annotation of a GenBank genome assembly. Lineage: Eukaryota; Viridiplantae; Streptophyta; Magnoliopsida; Asterales; Asteraceae.
AUGGUGGCACGAGAAAGGGUCAAAAUCAUGAUCAGUUUUGGUUUCGUAUCACGGAGCGAUUUUGUAAGGGAAUGGGUCGAAAUCCAGAUAUCGGACCUCCAAUCAAUCAGAGAAAGUGAAGCGAGUUUGUUGAAAAAAACACAUGCUACAUUCCAAGAUGAUAUGCUAAAGCCUUUUAAAUUUAUUCAUGUGUGGGAAGUUGUCAAAAGAAGCAUUAGGUGGCGGGAACUUGCAAGACAUGAAGAAAUUGCUAAUCCGCCAAAAAGAAGCCGAACAUCUUCAUAUUCGAGCUCACAACAAGUCUCAUUGGAUGGUCACGUAGACGUUAAUCUUAAUGAUGAUAACGACGACAUCGAAGAAAUAUGCCCGCCUCCUCCUCCAAUGGGAAGGGACAAAACAAAAGCUUGA